This is a messenger RNA of Lactuca saligna, 633 nucleotides long. Lineage: Eukaryota; Viridiplantae; Streptophyta; Magnoliopsida; Asterales; Asteraceae. The record is from the annotation of a GenBank genome assembly.
AUGCCUAUUUACUUCCCAAACAGACACCUUUCCCCAUCUCAAAUCCUUUCUAAAGCCGAAGCCGAUAACAUCCCUUUUUCUCUUGAAGAAUUCCCAAACCUCCUUCACUUGUUCUCAAUCUCACAUGGCUCUCCACAAGCCAUAGCCAUGGAAAACACCCUCAAAGAAUGUGAGGUCAAGCCCAUUAAGGGUGAGACCAAGUUUUGUGCAACCUCAUUAGAAUCGGUCUACGACUUCACAAGUAAAAUCUUUGGAUUUGACACUCGUGUCAAAACUUUGGCAACAACCCACCUUAAACACUCAUCAGUUGGACUUUUGCAAAACUAUAAAGUGGUUGAAAUCUCACAAAACAUACCAUCUCCAAAGUUAGUAGCUUGUCACACCAUGCCAUACCCAUAUGCUGUGUUUUAUUGCCAUAGCCAAGAGAGCGAGAACAAGGUGCUUAUGGUUUCAUUAGAAGGUGAAGAUGGUGAUGUGGUUGAGGCACUGAGUGUUUGCCACAUGGAUACGUCUCAGUGGAGUCGUAAGCAUCCAUCCUUUAGCGUGCUUGGUGUCGAGCCAGGAACUUCAUCUGUUUGUCACUUCUUUCCUAGCGAUAACUUUGUCUUCAUACCUUUUUCUGCAACCAUGUAA